Molecule: messenger RNA, 2391 nt
Organism: Marasmius oreades (fairy-ring Marasmius)
Lineage: Eukaryota; Fungi; Basidiomycota; Agaricomycetes; Agaricales; Marasmiaceae
Exons: 16
Coding region: 240-1787 (515 amino acids)
Molecular function (GO): acyl-CoA dehydrogenase activity; flavin adenine dinucleotide binding
Source: RefSeq, a predicted model, not a curated record
GGUCGUAUGUCGAUUCUGAUGUUUGCACACCUCUGAGAGUACUGACUCGCAAAGAAAUCCAUCUUCACCCCGAGUGCGAGGGUGAUCUCUGGGCGGCAUUUCUUUCGAAAACACGUGAAGGUCACCGGUCGAGUCCGACCGGGUAUUACUCCUCAACCAUCUUCCACCAUCUCUGCUUCUCGCUUUUCUACCUCAGCUUGAGCAGACCACAUUCAAGCCCGUUUAAAUUAUUCGGAAUAAUGUCGGAGCAGCGAGAAUUCACAAUUGAGGAGGUCGCUCAGCAUAACACGGAAGGUGACCUCUGGAUAAUUAUCGACUCAAAGGUCUAUGAUGUUACUCGUUUCGCAAAAACCCACCCGGGUGGAUCAAACGUUUUGUAUGCUGAAGGCAUCGCGGGCAAGGAUGCUACCGAUACCUUUUUCGGGUUGCACCGGCACGAAGUUCUUCUCCGACCUCAUAAUGCUAGGCUUCAGAUAGGUGUCAUACGUGGACAAGAAGAAUCUAUUCCACCUCCAAUCCCUGGAGCAUUAAGUCAAGUUCCUUAUGGAGAAGCUUCAUGGCUCGUGAAAGGAUAUCAUUCUCCAUAUUACACCGACGGUCAUCGAAGGUUUCAGAAGGAAGUACGGAAGUUCUUUGAGGAGGUGGUUAAGCCUGAGGCAUUGGAUUGUGAGGAGAGCGGAAAGAGAAUUAGUCAAGAAGUUGUCGACAAAUUGGCAGAGGCGAAUCUCAUCGCAAUGAGACUGGGACCUGGCAAGCACCUUAAGGGAAGAACCCUUCUAGGGGGUAUAGUCAAACCCGAAGAAUUUGAUUAUUUCCAUGAGCUCAUCUUGAACGUUGAAAUGUCGCGGUUCGGUACGCGUGGGUUCACAGAUGGUAUGCUUAACGGCGCCGUAAUUGCCCUCCCGCCGAUAUGGAACUACGGCUCGCCUGAGCUACAGGCGAAGGUUAUCCCCGAAGUCCUUUCCGGGAAAAAAUACAUCGCACUCGCAAUUACAGAGGCCUUCGCGGGAAGCGAUGUUAGUGGUCUACAAACCACUGCCGUUAGAGAUGGAGACUACUGGAUCGUCACCGGGACAAAGAAAUGGAUAACAAACGGAUUGUUUGCUGACUAUUUCACGACGGGAUGUAAAACCGAGACGGGUCUGACUGUCCUUUUGAUUCCUCGUGGUGAAGGCGUCGAAACAAAACCCGUCAAGACGGCCUAUUCGCUAACAGCUGGAACUGCAUAUGUGACUUUUGAGAAAGUUCGGGUCCCGGUAGCGAACACUCUUGGAAAAGUUGGGAAUGGGCUAUCCGUCAUUCUUAGCAACUUCAAUCAUGAGCGAUGGAUGGUCACAGGAUCCAGUGUUGGUGCACAGAGGGUAAUCGUGGAGGAGUGUUUGAAGUGGGCGUCACAACGGAUUGUCUUCGGAAAGCCUUUGACUGCUCAGCCUGUGAUCAGAGCAAAGCUGGGAGCGAUGAUCCAGAGGAUUGAAGCCUGUCAGAAUUGGCUCGAGUCGAUAACAUUCCAGAUGAAUAAUAUGUCCUACGACGAAAUGUCGAGUAAACUUGCGGGCCAAAUUGGAUUGUUGAAGCAAUUUGUCUCCAAGUCCGGUCGAGAGACGGCUGAAGAUGCGACGCAAGUAUUUGGUGGUAGAGGAUUGACAACAAGGGGAAUGGGGAAGUUGAUUGAAAAUUAUCAUCGUACAUCAGGGUUUGAUGCUAUUCUAGCAGGCGCUGAGGAUGUACUUGGAGAUUUGGGAGUGCGACAGGCGAUGAAGAGGAUGCCCAAGAAUGCCAGACUUUGAUCAUGGCUUGAUUGUCAAACUGUAUUUUCCUCUUUCUUUAAUGAUCUGAUGUAAAACUAUUACAGUCGGUGUGUUUCUCGCUUAUAUCGACACUAGGUCUCUUUUCGAGGUAAUGCACUAGCACUUCCGGCAAGUUGAAAGGCGCGACGAUACCAGGAAUCUUCGGCUUAUCCUUCAAUAAUAAAUUCACACAAGACGGACGCGCGUUUUACCUCCCUCUUUUCUAGUUUGCGACGUAGUGCAUUGGAGCGUUCGACCCGCUGAUUUCACACCGCUGAACCGUGAGGCCUUGAGGCCUUGAGGCUUCCGUGAAAACGCGCAAAAACAAAAACAAUACUGGGUAGCAUCAACUCCUUCUUUGAACUUCUUUCAAAAUUCGUACGUUACCAGGACCGGCACGCAUGCCGUCUAUGUAAACCAACUUGUCGGUUUACACAAAGAGAUGGCAACGUUAACGGCGUUUUAGCCACACUGGUACUUGGACAUCCAAGGCUCGACUGGGGUCUUUAAUCGCCCGAGAAUUUUUUAGCAAACAAGGCAUACAAAACUCAGCGUUCGGAUGUGAGCUGACUUCUUCUAAACGAGAACCAAGCCCGUGGAAACC